Medioppia subpectinata is the source of this 1321-nucleotide messenger RNA. Lineage: Eukaryota; Metazoa; Arthropoda; Arachnida; Sarcoptiformes; Oppiidae. The record is from the annotation of a GenBank genome assembly.
AAAAGUGACAUUUUCAUGAAUGAAGAAAAUAUUAGUUUUUAUUUAUUUUGCUUACAAGUUAUAACUUUUAUUAUCACAAAUACUAUUAUAGUUUAACGAAUUUAUAAUUUUUAUGUAUUUUUCUAAAAACAUCUGUAAAAUGAAGAAAAGAGAAAUGCUAUCCUUAAAGUUCUUGUAUUCAAAUCCUUUGGGAAAGUUGUUAAUGAAUGACAAGAUAUCAAAAAACAGUUUAAUAAUUAGAGCUGAAAACGAGCCAAACCUGGACUCAGACCCCCAACGCUCACAAUAUGUUCGCUCGAUUCCCAAAGCCUUACUCUAUAAGGAUCUUCUACUCCAGGGAUAUCUCGUUUACCCGAAAUUUCUUAAGAAGAUUGAGAACUUUGAGGUCAGAGCCGACGACUUAUGGUUGGCUACAUAUCCAAAGUCAGGCACCACUUGGACUGAAGAGAUUCUCUCUCUUAUUUAUAAUAACGGAGAUAUUGAUAGAGUAAAAGAUGUAUUACUCGCUCGACGUGUUGUGCACUUUGAAGUCGGACGACCUGUCGGUCAUUCGCGUUGGCUUAAGAAAUUGAAAACUCCUCGACUUCUGGCCACACAUUUGCCGGCGACACAUAUCCCAACACAACUUAAGCACAGCAAAUGCAAGAUAAUUUAUGUGAUCCGUAAUCCGAAAGACAACGCCGUGUCGUACUUCCAUCACCACAGGAUGAGCACAUUCUUAGGCAACUAUAAGGGUUCGUGGGAUAACUUUGUGGACCUUUUCCUAAAAGGGCAUUUAGUGCACGGAGACUGGUUUGAACACAUGAAAGGCUACUGGCAUUUACUACAACUCUAUCCAAAUAGAGUUCUAUUUGUUUCAUACGAAGAAAUGAAAACUGAUUUACCGAAAAUGAUUGAAAUAAUGGCAAACUUUGCCGGAUAUAAACUAACAAAGGAUACGAUCGACAGAAUUGCAAAGCACUGCACAUUCGAUGAGAUGAAGACCAAUAAUAUGGUGAAUCGGGAGAACCUUCCGAUCAAAGACCUCUUCGAUAUGAGUAAAUCAAAGUUCAUGAGGAAAGGCAUAAUCGGCGACUGGAGGAACCAAUUCACUCCACAACAGAGCCUACUCUUUGACAGUCAAUACAACGACAGACUGCGAGACAUUGGAAUCACUCUCUCCUACGACAGCGAAGACGCUUUCAAUCGGAUGAAAACAAACGGAAGAAUUAUUUGUCACAACUUUGAUACACAAAAAGAUGAAAAUAAUUGCAACGACUUAUAGUCACACUCAAAGUAUUGGAAGUUUCAAUGAUUGUUCAGAUUAUGAAAAACACCAAAC